UAUUCUUACAGCGGCUCGUGCCGAAGAGUUUUGGGCGGAAGAGGCUGCCGUUGAGGGGGCGUGGUGACGUAGCCGCAAUAUGGAAGACACAGUUCACGUGCCGGCAGCUGCAGAUCCUCUUCCUAGACCUACGAUGGCUCAACCGGGGACUCUCAAUCUAAAUAACGAGGUCGUGAAGAUGAGAAAAGAAGUGAAGAGAAUCCGAGUUUUGGUUAUCCGAAAACUUGUCAGGAGUGUUGGCAGACUGAAGUCAAAAAAGGGUACCGAAGAUGCACUGUUAAAAAACCAAAGACGGGCCCAACGAUUGCUUGAAGAAAUUCAUGCCAUGAAGGAAUUGAAACCUGAUGUAAUAACUAAAUCUGCUCUUGGUGAUGAUAUCAAUUUUGAAAAAAUCUGCAAAAAGCCUGAUUCAACUGCAAAUGAAAGAGCAGUUGCCAGAUUAGCAAUGCACCCACUUCUGAAGAAAAAAAUAGAUGUGCUAAAAGCUGCUGUCAAAGCCUUUAAAGAUGCAAGACAAAAUGAUUCUAAAGUUAAAUCAUCAGAGAAGGCUUCAGAAGAAAAUCAUUCCAAGGACACUUCAUAUUCAAAUGAUGAUCCCAUUAAAUUACAUCAUGAAGGAAGUAUUAUCAAUAAGCAAAAAGACAAAGAAGCCAAAAUAUUGUCAAAGAAACCAAUAAGUAAUUCAAAAGAAAAAAUAGCAAAGCUGGAACAUGGACCCAAAGCAGUAAAUAUUCCAAAUUCUCUAUCAAAGCCUUCUGAAAAGAAUUCUGUAGUUCUCUCUGAACCCCAGAAGACACCUGCUGAUCCAAAAAUGAAAACAUUACGUCAAACCAAAAAAGAGAAAGAGUCUGAUAGCUCACUUGAUAGUAAUAGUGAUGGAGAAGAAUUACACGAAGAAGAGAAGGAGUAUUUUGAUGAUAGCACAGAAGAAAGGUUUUAUAAACAGUCUUCCAUGUCUGAAGAUAGUGAUAGUGGUGAUGAUUUCUUCAUUGGAAAAGUCAGACGGACACGAAAGAAGGAAAAUAGUUACCAUUCCUCAGUUUUAGAACAAAAAUCCUCCCAAAAAAUGUUUCCUGAAGAAGGUAUACUUGAAACGCAUCAGGGCAUAAGAAAUGACAAGAACAAGUCAAGUACAGAAGCAAGGAAGUUUGAAUCAGUGUUUUUCCAUUCUUUAUCUGGAUCUAAAAGCUCUAGAAGAAAUUACAAAGAACAGGCUCCGAAAAGCAACACCACAGGUUUUCAGCAGAAUGAACCUCAGCUCAAGAAUCAAUUUAUCAAGAGUUCACAAAAAGGACCUGAAAAUGCAAAACAGCAGUCACUGCUUCCUCUUCAUCCUUCAUGGGAAGCAAGCAGGAGGCGAAAAGAACAGCAAUCUAAAAUUGCUGUGUUUCAGGGGAAAAAAAUUACAUUUGAUGAUUGAUUAAUACCUCUUUUUAUGAACUUUUCCAUUUAAAAGUGCUUUUUUUUUUUUUAAACCAACUUAUUAUUUAAACUUAUAUUUGAAUAAAUCUAUUUGGAGGAGGUAUAGAAAUAAUGUUGGCUUUAUUUCUCUUUUUUAAGUAUGUUCAAGUUAUAUAAGCCUUCCACAAGUCAAUUACAUACUUAAACUGAUUUUUAAAAAUAGGCUGACUAUUCUCUUUAUAAAAGAAUUUUAAGAUUAUAACUCAGAUUUUUUCAUUUGUGUUUAUCAUGAAGUACAUUUCACUGGUUUAGGUCUAUGUUUCUUUGCCUUGAAAAUAAAUGUCAAAAUAUAUUUAAAAUAAUGGAAAAUAUGAGGAAAUUGUAGCUAUUUAAAAUAGGUCAACUUUGUUAAAAGUUAUUCUUGUUAGCAAAACUAAGAUUAAAAUAGUAAUGUUUCUUAUGGGUAUACAAGAAAAUAAAUUAUACAAAUCAGUAUUAAUUUUUAUUAUAGUUUUAAUUAUUUGUGAUCAUACACUUUUUGACUGGUUUAGUUUUCCAGGACAGUUUUGGAUUUCUCAAUUAUGUUUCAGUUAUUUAGGCAACAUGCAUGUUUAAAUGUAUCAACAGAAACAAAAAUUGGUUUUAUAUUUCACUUCAUGUAAAUAUUUCUAUUAAAUUAAGAAUGUGUAACAUCCAAUUA
Molecule: messenger RNA, 2101 nt
Organism: Pteropus alecto (black flying fox)
Lineage: Eukaryota; Metazoa; Chordata; Mammalia; Chiroptera; Pteropodidae
Gene: SRFBP1
Product: serum response factor binding protein 1
Exons: 8
Coding region: 80-1420 (446 amino acids)
Biological process (GO): maturation of SSU-rRNA
Cellular component (GO): nucleus; 90S preribosome
Source: RefSeq, a predicted model, not a curated record